AUGACCUCUAUAUCUUUUGGCGACCAGAAUCAGGGGUUACAAGUGGGUGCCAAUCACGGGCCCAUAUACUAUACGUCUGAGCAACGGGAACCCCGCCCAGAGCCACUGUCGACCGUGCCAUUCCUGCAUGAUCCAGAUUUUGUCAGCCGCGAUGAAAUCCUCGAUCAAAUCCACGAAAAAUCCUCGAUCCCGGGGUCUAGAAUAGUUCUCGUCGGCCUAGGGGGUUGGGUGAGAAAAUCUCGACUCGCCAUCGAAUACUGCCAUCGAGUCCGGCAGCAAUCGUCUGACACUUGGGUUUUCUGGGUUCACGCAAGUAAUGCCGCGCGCUGCGAGGAAAGUCUCCGCAACAUUGCCGACCGUGCUAAGAUUCCCGGGCGCCAGGAUCGCAACUCAAAUAUUUUCCAACUCUUCGGAAACUGGUUGCAAGAUGGGAAGAUCGGAAAAUGGAUUCUUGUCCUUGAUAAUGUCGAUGAUGAUGAGCUCCUUCGCAAACCAUUAGCUACUCCGAUAGAGGCCCAAGCAAACACCCCGAGGCAUGUCCCAACGCAGCCACCGCUAAGGUACCUUUUUGAAAGCUCGAAUGGUUCCAUCAUCAUCACAAGCCGGAAUAGAGGGGUAGCUUUAGAGCUCGCCAGCCAUAAGAAACAUCUGAUCGAUAUACAACCUAUGAAUACAGCUGAGGCGCUAGUUCUGAUGCGGAAGAAGCUAGAUGAUUGCGCAGAGAGAGAGGAAUUGGUUCGGCUAGUCGAGGAACUCGAGUUCAUGCCACUAGCGAUUGUGCAAGCGGCUAGCUACAUCACCCACCGUGCACCCCGAUGCUCGGCAUUGCAAUACCUAGAAAAGCUUCGCCAGGGUGAUCGGCAAGCCACAAAACUUCUUAAUUACGAGGGAAAACACAUCCAUCGAGACUGGCAGGCAAAGAGCUCUAUCCUUCGGACUUGGCAAAUUUCGUUCGACCAUAUUCGACGCAUCAGGCAGUCUGCCGCUGAUUUGUUGUCUCUUAUGGGCUUUUUCGACUGGCAGGGGAUCCCAGAGUGUCUUCUACGGGGGCAAGACAUAGACAAAAACCAUGAACCUUUGGGUUUUCCGCAAGACGUUGGAAACAGUUCAAGUGAUGAGGAUAUAGAUUACUCGUCUGAACCCGACGUAGAUGACGAUUUUGAGAGCGAUAUUGCGAUUCUCAGAGACUAUUCCUUUAUUGCUUCAGGUGAAGAUAGCACGGUGUUCACGAUGCAUCGGCUUGUGCAGCUAACAGUACGCACAUGGUUGAAAACCUGUGGCCAGGAGGAGAAGUGGAAAGAACGUUUCAUUAAGAAUCUAUAUGAUGAAUUCCCGACUGGUCAGUAUGAAAACUGGGAGAGAUGCCGGUCACUGUUUCCCCAUGUUAGGUCAGCCUUGUUACAUCAACCGAAAUCGCAAGACUCACUUAAGAACUGGGCUACGCUACUCUAUAAAGGAGCAUGGUAUGCGAUAGAAUGUGGCAGAAUUUCGGUUGCAGAGGAUAUGGCAGCUAUUUCAAGGAAGCAAAGAAUGAAGAUUGGCGGCGCCGAAGAUGAUGACACCCUUGAUAGCACUGCGAUGUUAGGAGUAGCCUACGAACUAGAUGGGCGGUUGGAGGAGGCGGAGCAGCUCGAGCUGCAGGUCAUGGAGACUCGCAAGACAAAACUCGGUGUGGACCAUCCCGACACACUGACAAGCAUGGCUAACCUGGCGUCGACAUUAUGGAACCAGGGCCGAUGGAAGGAGGCGGAGCAGCUCGAGCUACAGGUUAUGGAGACAAGCAAGACGAAACUCAGCGCGGACCAUCCCUCCACGCUGACGAGCAUGGCCAACCUAGCGUCGACAUUAUGGAACCAGGGCCGAUGGGAGGAGGCGGAGCAGCUCGAGCUGCAGGUCAUGGAGACUCGCAAGAAGGAACUCGGUGCGGACCAUCCCGACACACUGACAAGCAUGGCUAACCUGGCGUCGACAUUAUGGAACCAGGGCCGAUGGAAGGAGGCGGAGCAGCUCGAGCUACAGGUUAUGGAGACAAGCAAGACGAAACUCGGCGCGGACCAUCCCUCCACGCUGACGAGCAUGGCCAACCUGGCGUCGACGUGGGAAUCUAUAGGCCAGCAUGCUGAAGCAAUUGAUUUGCUUCGAACCUGCGUGGUCAAGCAACAACGAAUUUUAGGCCCAUCUCAUCCUCAUACUGUGUCAAAUGCCAAUACGCUCCUAGAAUGGGAAACUGCGCAUCUUACUAUGAAGGCAUGA
Penicillium coprophilum is the source of this 2253-nucleotide messenger RNA. RefSeq lists its product as uncharacterized. Lineage: Eukaryota; Fungi; Ascomycota; Eurotiomycetes; Eurotiales; Aspergillaceae. Gene Ontology annotation, molecular function: protein binding. The record is from RefSeq and is a predicted model, not a curated record. The coding region runs from base 1 to 2253 and encodes 750 amino acids. The transcript is spliced from 3 exons.